This is a messenger RNA of Brachypodium distachyon (stiff brome), 1313 nucleotides long. RefSeq names its product senescence-specific cysteine protease SAG39. Gene Ontology annotation, cellular component: lysosome. Gene Ontology annotation, molecular function: cysteine-type endopeptidase activity. The record is from RefSeq and is a predicted model, not a curated record. Bases 103 to 1143 code for a protein of 346 amino acids. The transcript is spliced from 2 exons. NCBI's taxonomy places the organism in Eukaryota, Viridiplantae, Streptophyta, Magnoliopsida, Poales, Poaceae.
CUAGCUAGCUAUAUAAGGACCCGAUCCACUGAUCAUUACACAGCAGACACGAGCUAGCAGAACUACAAAGUGUACAAGUAAUAAGCACCUAUCAGAUCGACCAUGGCGGAUGGCAAGGCUAAUUUGCUCCUUGUUGCAAUCGUGGGCUGCCUCUGCCUCUGCAGCACUGCUGUUCUAGCGGCUCGGGAGCUCGGCGACGCCGACAACGCCAUGGCGGCGAGGCACGAGCAGUGGAUGGCGCAAUUCGGCCGCGUGUACAAGGACCCGGCAGAGAAGGCUCACCGGCUGGAGGUGUUCAAGGCCAACGUCGCCUUCAUUGAGUCCUUCAAUGCUGAAAACCAUGAGUUCUGGCUCGGUGCCAACCAGUUUGCUGACCUUACUAACGACGAGUUCAGGGCCAGCAAGACCAACAAAGGCAUCAAACAAGGUGGAGUUAGAGACGCUCCUACGGGGUUCAAGUACAGCGAUGUCAGCAUCGAUGCGCUUCCGGCGAGCGUUGACUGGAGGACCAAAGGAGCCGUCACUCCUAUCAAGAACCAAGGGCAAUGUGGCUCCUGCUGGGCGUUUUCAGCCGUGGCUGCAACAGAAGGCGUGGUAAAACUGAGCACCGGUAAGCUUGUCUCGUUGUCGGAGCAAGAGCUCGUUGACUGCGACGUCCAUGGCGUGGACCAGGGCUGCAUGGGUGGCUGGAUGGACGACGCCUUCAAGUUCAUCAUCAAAAACGGCGGCCUCACCACCGAAGCCAACUACCCGUACACCGGAGAAGAUGACAAGUGCAAGAGCAACGAGACCGUCAAUGUCGCCGCCACCAUCAAGGGGUACGAGGAUGUGCCGGCCAACGACGAGUCUGCCCUGAUGAAGGCCGUCGCGCACCAACCUGUCUCGGUGGUCGUGGACGGAGGUGACAUGACAUUCCAGCUCUACGCCGGUGGAGUGAUGACGGGCUCGUGUGGAGUUGAGAUGGACCAUGGGAUCGCGGCGAUAGGGUAUGGCGCGACGAGCAACGGAACCAAAUACUGGCUGAUGAAGAACUCAUGGGGGACAACAUGGGGCGAGAAAGGGUUCCUGAGGAUGGCGAAGGACAUCCCCGACAAGAGGGGCAUGUGUGGCCUCGCCAUGAAGCCUUCCUACCCCACGGAGUAGUAUUACAAAAAGUACAGUACUACCACAAACUUGUCCACGUCAUCAAAUAAUCUUCUUAUGGAAGUAUUCCGUUGUGCACAAUACUAUUAUGUUUAUCAUUCUGUAAACUCUUGAACAUCAUGUAAAUAUCACAGUUGGAUGAAGAAAGGGUCGUCAACUUUUUACUUGAA